AUGUCUUUCUACCCUCCCGGCUGGGACUACGAGCGCGUAAUGAACUGCGCCUAUGAGGACUUCGGCACCCUCACCGAGGAACAACACACAACCAUGCUAAAUGGCCUCAAGGAAGCAGGCUUGUACCAAGCUUUCGAAGACAAAAUACAGGCAAAGGUCAUGGAAUCCCAGGCAGCAGCUCGACUCGCCGAAGAAGCCACCAAAACAGAAGAACAAAAACUUGCAGACCGCGAAAGCUGGGCUCCUUACAUCGACACCUUGAAGAAUGUCUUUAAAUUCGAGCCGGAAUGGUCGGAGUGGGGAUUUGUGGUCUUUCGCGCUACGGCCUAUAGAACUGAGGAUGACGCGAAGUGGUCAGAGUUUCGCCGACGCUGGGACCAGAUCAUUGAAGAGGAGCAUGCGGAUCAGCGCGGGUUUCAUCCCAAGUCAGAUCGGGCGAUUGAACUGCUGCGGUUCCGGUGGGUGGAGGAUCCGUCGUUGGAGGGGGCGUCGGCUGUUGAGGUUUCUCGGCGCUUUGACAAGAUGUUGCGGGACCUUCCCACUGGACUCACCACGACGGCCUGCCUCAUGGUAAACACCGAGGCUCUGGAGUCGGUCCUCAACUCACUACUUCCUUCUUCAGCUCCCUUGAAGGGUCGGAAGGAGAUUCCAUAUGUGGUUGCGGUCUCCAGGGCCGCGCACUAUCCACGCCCUGAGCCCACCCCUGGAGAAGAUGAAGAUGUCUUUGGUCAAGAUUUCAAAGGAUACUUUAAUGUUGCGGUUGAGACCCUUUUGACAAAUUUCUACCCCAUGGUCGCACUGGAUAUCAUGGACUUACCGAGACUGACGAGUCGCAUGCGACACGACAAGGAUAUUUGGUGCGAUACCUAUCGGGGAGGGAUACGCCAUUAUCUGGAAGAGUCCAGUUGA
Messenger RNA from Aspergillus lentulus, 909 nucleotides. RefSeq lists its product as uncharacterized. Lineage: Eukaryota; Fungi; Ascomycota; Eurotiomycetes; Eurotiales; Aspergillaceae. The record is from RefSeq and is a predicted model, not a curated record.